GGCAAAGGGAGGAAAAAUGGAUGGGAAGGAUCUUUUCAAAGCUGAGUUUGUUCUCAUCACCGACUCAGAUGAAGAUACAAAGGCUAUUUUGGGCAACGGCUACGGACAUGAAAGUUCCGAGGGCUUAGCUGUGUUCCAUGUGUCCAGUGGUGAUGAGUGCAAAGGACAGGGGAAUGUGCCACAGAUGCAACAACACACUGACCUUUCCUGCAGUUCAGCCAGUCCACACAAACCCUCUCAGUUAACUUCUCCUCUGUCUGCUUCUGAUCACCUUUCCCAUAAAUCACCUGCUGCUCCCUUACUUUCUCCAACUAAUCUGAAAGUAGAACACGGACUGGCCGUUCCAGGCCACCAGGCUUCUUCUCACCAAGAAUCUCAUAGCCAGUGGCGGUCUGCAAAUGGAUCCUGCAUCCACCAGACAUCCACCUAUUUCCAGUCUGCUACGUCUUCCAGUUUGCCUUCCUCCAUACCGAAAAUACUCCCUUCCUCAUUUGAAAGCCUCGCAGAUCAUGCUCAAUUAUCCCACAAUGUUCAGGUUCACAAACCCGAAAAGGAAUCCACCUCUUUUCCACGGCCAUUAAGCAAGGAUUCCUGUCCUCCCUCACAGAUUCUCACUUCAGCGGAUGUUCCUCCGGGCUCGUCCCCUCAGGCCUAUUCUCCUCUUCCUCCCAAGAAACUGGCCCCUUGGCCCCAGGUUCCCGUUCAUAUUACAACACACGUCUUAUCACCAAGUCCCACCCAACUGCCACCUUCUCCACACGGAUCCUCCUCAAAUAUAUAUGAUGCAAACAGCUCCUGUAGCCAAAUGCCCUUAAGUGGCAACCCGCCAGUGUCUAGAGUUAAAUCUCCUCUUCCAACUAGACUUUCUCUUUUGACUGCUAUUCUGAAGUCAGGGUCUUCUCCAAAAAGGCCAUUUUCUCCCGCGUCUUGUCCUGCCACUUUUUCUCCCAGUUCUUUCGAUUCUUCAACUCUGGCAAUUGAGCAGAAAUUUAAAACUACCCCUCCCACUCCCAAGAAAGCUGCUUCACAGUUUUCUAUCUUCAGGUCAGAUUCCCCAUACCAAGAUGAAGGUCACUCUUCAGGGCUUUCUAGCACGCCAAGGGACAGGAUGGUCUCCUCAAAGUCCAGUCCUACCCUUCAAACUUGGUCUCCGUCCCCUGAAAGGACGCUUGAUUCCGGGACAUGUUCCCCUGACAAACUGCGUCCUUUGUCACCCACAAUUUCAUCCUACAAGAAAACAGUUGUCUCCCCUCUGUUAAAACCCAAACUGACCAGUUUUUCCUUACCUCCCCAUGUUUUGAGGCAAAGGGUCCUCAAAACACGAGAGCCUGAGAAGUCUACAAAAGUACGCACCUGCUCUCCCACUUUCACUGCCAAGUCCCAUCCAACCCCAACCCUUGCAGUCAACCAAAGGGCCACAGUUUCUCCCACAGCACAAAAACUGUCUUACUCUGCAGCUCCUGUGCAUUCUAGUAAUCAGCCUAAAGAACAUUUGCUACGUGUCUCUGCGAAGGACCGAGGUACGAAUUUGUCAACUCAUUGGCCUUCUUAUCACCAAGAUUCACCGUCAUCUGCUCCUCCAAGCUGUAACAUCAACUCCCCUUUGCUUCAGACAAACGCAUCCCCUCUUCAUUCAAACUUCAGAACUUGCCUGCCCUGCUCAAGACACAAGUCCCCAGUGAUCACGCCACCCAGAUCCCUGGCCAGAAAGCAUUCUCCUUGCCCACAGUUGUCAAGAUCAAGGGAGACUAGCUCACCGCUGUCCUUUUCCUUGCCUUCUGAUUGUGAGAAUAAGACUCCUCAGUCAUACAAGAUCAAUGCAAGCUACAAGACACUUGCAGCCAUCCCAACAAACACACUGCUUCUAGAACAGAAGGCACUCGAUGAACAAAUCAAAACAGAGCUAGAUGCUGAGGACAGAACUUUGGAUACACAUUCAGAGAUGUGCUCGCCUGCCCAACUCAGGCAACAAACGGAAGAACUUUGCGCUGCUAUUGAUGAAGCCUUGCAAGAGCCUUUGGCCAGGCGCCGGUGUAAUUCCUCUCCAAGUUCCCUGAAGAACAUACUCGAUUCAAGUACAGGCAAAAUGUCUACUGCUCCACAGAGGCCAGCUGGUCGGGAAACCAAAUAUGCCAAUCUCUAUUUAACGGCUCCUGCAGUGACUGAGACACAAAAGACAAAGCCUGGGGUAAUCCGACCAACAACUGUAAAAGCAAAAAUAAUGAUAAAAGAAGAAGAGCCUGUCCAGCCAAACCCCUUCAGGAAGUAUUUGGAAGAAAGAAGUGAUCUUCAGACUGAACAG
Messenger RNA from Protobothrops mucrosquamatus (brown spotted pit viper), 2302 nucleotides. It is a transcript of the gene MLIP, whose product is annotated as muscular LMNA interacting protein. Gene Ontology annotation, biological process: negative regulation of transcription by RNA polymerase II. The record is from RefSeq and is a predicted model, not a curated record. Gene Ontology annotation, molecular function: lamin binding; transcription corepressor activity. Gene Ontology annotation, cellular component: sarcolemma; PML body; nuclear envelope. The transcript has 9 exons. The annotation marks the transcript as partial. NCBI's taxonomy places the organism in Eukaryota, Metazoa, Chordata, Lepidosauria, Squamata, Viperidae.